AUGAAGGAACCUUUUUGUUUCCUCUGGACUGCCUGUCUUUUCAUUUCUCUGCUGUGUCAGCGAGGAGCCCAAGCCUUUUUGUGCAGUAAUGGAGUCUCUUUGCCUUCUGACCAUGUGUGUGACUUCACAGACCAUUGUGGGGACAAGAGUGAUGAGCAGCAAUGCCAGAGUUAUGAAAGGUGUGACUUUGAGGAUGGGCUCGGCAGCAUGACACAAGAUCAGAAUCUACUACCUUGGAAAAGAAGAAGUGGGCUCAUUGGUCCUUCACCUCCAUUCUGGGACCACAAUGGCAACAUAUCUGCCAAUUUUCUCACAUUGGUCUCCAGAGUGAAUUCCAUCUCCUCAAACUUAAGAAGCAGAAUUUUCCUUCCAACUAAUGACCAGCAAGUUUGUCAGAUUACGUUUUAUGACUUCUCCAGUCACCAGAGCAACAAAUUGACAGCAGGCCUUCAAACCACAUGUGACAGUCCUAUCCAGCAGGUAUGGCAGAAAGCAGAGACAAUUCAGAGUCAGUGGGAGAGAAAUGUCAUCACAAUCCGGAGCUCACAGCCGUUUCAGGUUGUUUUUCAAGCUCAAAUGCUUGCCACUCAUGGACAAGAGGAAGUUAUAGCUAUUGAUGAUAUAUCUUUCAGUUCAGGGUGCUUGCCUGCAGAUGUGUGCCAGCCCUGUGGAUUUGACUUCGACAUGUGUGCCUGGGUAACCAAAGCACCUGCUGAGCAAACUUCUUGGAUGUGCACAAAAGCAAGUGAGGUCCCUUUACUGCACUCUGUACACUGGCAGGAUCAAAGUGGCAAUGAUGAAGGUUGCAUGGUAUGGCUGGGGGACAAUCAUGCUUCUACUUUCGGAUCUAUAGAGAGCAGUGCAUAUUUCAACAGUUCAGUAUAUCAUUGCACGGACAGACACUGCUAUCUUCAGUUCUAUUACACUAUGGAAAACAGUGUUCUGAGAGUAAGGCUGUACACAUAUAAGGAAGAAAAAAUGACUUGGACAUUCAAUACAUCAACUCACAAGACAUGGGUGAAAGCAGAGGUAUUAAUCCCAGAAGGUCUGAAGAUAUUUAAGGUUGUUUUUGAAGGUACAGUUUUGAGACAGAGAAGUUUUAUUGGGCUUGGUCAGUUGUUGGUUUACACCUGUGGCCAGACCCACUCACAGCAGCUUUAUUCUGUUGACGAAUACACUUGUGCCAGUGGCCAGUGCCUUACCCAUUCUUCAGUUUGUGAUUCUGGAAUGGGAUGCUCCAGUGGGAAUGAUGAAGAUUCAUUCAGGAAUAUAACCCUAGACGUUUCUGCAAGUCACCUCACCUGGGACUUCGAGUCUGGUUUCUGUGGCUGGGAACCAUUUUCCACAGAAGACUCCCACUGGGAGGUGGUGGAAGGGCUGAGCCGUGGUGAACACCCAUUUCCUGGGGCUGGCCACACAGAGGACACCAACCACGGAUCAUUUAUUUAUUUUGGUCCACAGCAGUCUACUGGGGUGGCCAGGCUUGGAAGUCCUAUCCUUACCAAAUCCCCUACUGCCUCUACUCCAUGCCAGGUUCUAUUUUGGUAUUAUUUAUCGGAACAUUCCCGUCUCUCUGUUUUCACAAGAACAUCGUUAGAUGGUAGCUUGCUAAAGCAGAGUGAAGUUACCAGGCUCCCUGAAUCUCAGUGGAGCCAAGCAAAAGUCGAUCUCCAUGCAAAAGCUGGAGAGUCUACUUUUCCUUUCCAGUUAAUUUUGGAAGCUACUGUUUUCUCAUCGAAUGCUGCUGUUGCUGUAGAUAACAUCAGUAUAUCCCAGGAAUGUGAAAUUUCCUCUAAGUCACUUCAAAGUACCAGCUUACAAAACCAAGUUGCCAAUUGUGACUUUGAAGCAAACAGCUGUGGGUGGUUUGAAGCCAGUGGUGGUGACGAUUUUGACUGGACGUGGAGCUCCCAAAGCGGUCUCUCUGCUGAUUUUGAGCAGCAAGCCCCACCUGGAGAUCACACUCAUGGCACAGCUCAAGGGCAUUUCAUGUUUAUUUUGAAGAACAGCAGCAACUUGUUUCAAACUGCCAAACUUCAGAGCCCAACGUUCAGCCAGACAGGGCCUGGGUGCACACUGUCAUUCUGGUUUUAUAACUAUGGACUGUCAGUGGGAGCAGCUGAGUUGCGACUACAUCUAGAAAAUUCCAAGGAUGCCACAGCCCUUUGGAGAGUGCUAUAUAACCAAGGAAACCAGUGGUCAGAGGCAACUGUCCAGCUCGGACGCCUCACUGAGCCCUUCUAUUUGUCACUAAAGAAAGUCAGUCUGUCGGUUUAUAGUGGGGUCUCUGCUAUCGAUGACAUUCGUUUUGAAGGUUGUGCUCUUCCUCCUCCUGUCGAGAGCUGUGAUGAACCAGAUCACUUCUGGUGUGGACAGACAAAGGCUUGCGUGGGAAGACAUCAGCUCUGUGACCUGGUCGAUGACUGUGGAGAUCGUACAGAUGAGAUUGAUUGUGCACCUGAAUUACAGUGUGACUUUGAAAGUGGAAUUUGUAACUGGGAACAAAGUGUGGAAGAUGACUUCGACUGGACUAGGAACCAGGGUCCAACUUCAACACUGAACACAGGCCCAAUGAAAGAUAACACUCUGGGCACAGCCACGGGACACUACCUCUAUAUAGAAACUUCGGGGCCACAGGGUUUUCAAGACAAAGCUGUUUUACUCAGUCCGAUCCUUAAUGCCACGGAAGCAAGUAACUGCACCUUCCGCCUGUACUACCACAUGUUUGGAAAGCAUAUUUACCAGCUGGCAGUCUACCAGAGAAUCUGGAGCAAUUCCAGGGGACAGCUGCUGUGGCAGAUAUUUGGGGAUCAAGGCGACAGAUGGAUAAGGAAACACCUCCCAAUUUCCAGCAGGCAACCCUUUCAGAUCUUGAUCGUGGCUUCAGUUGGAGAUGGCUUCACUGGUGAUAUUGCAAUUGAUGAUCUGUCAUUCAUGGAUUGUACCCUCUACCCAGGUAAUUUGCCGAUGGACAUUCCAAAUCCACCAGAACCUUCAGUUCCAGUGACCGUGCCUCCACACAACUGCACAGAUGAUCAAUUUGUCUGUAGGUCUAAUGGUCACUGUGUUGGAAAAAUUCAGCAAUGUGACUUCAGAAAUGACUGCCCUGACAAGUCAGAUGAAUCCUCUUGUGUUCUGGAGGUUUGUACAUUUGAAGAGAGAAACCUAUGUAAAUGGUACCAGCCAGAGCCUGCAAAUUCACCCCACGACGCAAAUACAUUCAGGUGGGGACUCAGUAAUGGGAUCAGUAUUCACCACGGGGAAGAAAACCACAGACCAUCAGUAGAUCACACAAAAAAUACCACAGAUGGUUGGUACCUGUAUGCUGACAGUUCAAAUGGGAAGUUUGGUGACCUGGCUGACAUCCUCACUCCUGUCAUCUCACUCAUGGGACCGAGGUGUACUUUGGUGUUCUGGACGUAUAUGAAUGGUGCCACAGUAGGUUCUCUCCAGGUGCUCAUCAAAAAAGGCAAUGUUAUCUCCAAAGUGUGGGCUCAGAGUGGACAGCAAGGGCCACGGUGGAAGAAAGUGGAAGUGUUCUUGGGCACCCACUCACACGCAGAGAUUGUCUUUAGGGCAAAACGUGGUAUCAGUUACAUAGGAGAUGUGGCAGUCGAUGAUGUUUCCUUUCGAGAUUGCUCCCCAUUACUUAACACAAACAGAAAGUGUGCUGCUGACGAAUUCACGUGCGCUUCCAAGCACUGCAUUCUAAAGGACAGGCUGUGUGACUUUGUAAAUGACUGUGCAGAUAACUCAGACGAGACUGUGUUCAUCUGUGGUACCUCUGGUGGGCGCUGUGACUUCGAAUUUGACCUUUGUGCCUGGGAGCAGGAUCAGGAUGAGGGUUUUGACUGGACUCUGAAAUCCAGCAAUGUCCCAACUACAAGCACGGAGCCAGCUGUAGACCAUACCCUGGGAAAUUCUUCUGGUCAUUACAUCCUUCUCAAAACCUAUUUCCCACAGCAGUCCGUGAAAACAGCCAGAAUUUCAAGCCCAGUUAUAAGCAAGAGAAGCAAAGACUGCAAGAUAAUUUUUAAUUAUCACAUGUAUGGUCCUGGCAGUAGGAACCUCAUCUUGCUCCAGGUGACUGUCACAAACCACACAAAGACACUGCUCAAUCUCAUUGAAGAACAAGGCAAUUUCUGGCAGAGAAAAGAAUUGUUGUUGUCUAGUGAUGAAGACUUUCGACUCAAAUUUGAAGGCAGAGUUGGGGAAGGCUACCCUGGCAAUAUCGCCCUUGAUGACAUUGUGCUUACAAAGGGAUGUCUGCCAUCUCUCGUCUCCACAGAGGAAGACUUGGCUCCUCCCCUUCCAACAAGUUUUUGCCCACGUGGCUAUAAAGAAUGUCAAAAUGGCAGAUGCUAUAGUCCAGAGCAGAGUUGUGAUUUUGCAGAUGACUGUGGGGAUAACAGUGAUGAAAAUGAAUGUGGUGGUUCCUGCACUUUUGAGAAAGGUUGGUGUGGCUGGAAGAACUCCAUAGCUGAAAACUCAGACUGGGUUUCAGGAAUUGGCUCUCAUAAAAGUCGUCGACCCCCCAGAGACCACACACUUGGGAAUGAGCAUGGUCACUUCAUGUAUCUAGAGGCCACCCCAGUGGGUCUUCGCGGUGACAAAGCCCACUUCACGAGUGCCAUUUGGAAAGAAUCCAGCGCUGCCUGCACUAUGAGCUUCUGGUACUUCAUAUCUGAAAAAGCCACAGGGUCCAUUCAGAUUCUCAUUAAGACAGAUAAAGGACUGUCAGAAGUAUGGCAACAAAGCAAGCCAGACCCUGAUAAUCAUUGGCAAAAGGCCACCAUCCUGUUGGGAAAAUUAAGGAAUUUCAAGGUCAUAUUUCAAGGAAUCAGAACAAAGGAUCUAGGAGGUGGAGCUGCGGUUGAUGAUAUUGAAUUCAAGAACUGCACAACUGUAGGCGAAACUGCUGAGAUUUGCUCGGAAGCCACAGACUUUUUGUGCCAGGACAAGACAUGCAUUGCAUCCCACCUCGUUUGUGACUACAAGCCUGACUGCUCUGACAAGUCUGAUGAAGCUCAUUGCGGUUAUUACGUGAGCACAGCAGGAAGCUGCAAUUUUGAAACAGCAUCUGAAGACUGGACUGUAGUUUGUGGUCUCACCCAAGAUCCUGAAGACGACUUGGAUUGGGCCAUUGGCAGCACAAUUCCUACUGAAGCUUUGAACCCUGAUUCUGAUCAUACACCAGGUAGUGGUCGGCAUUUCCUGUACAUCAACUCUUCUGUCUCCAAACAAGGGUCUAUUGCAAGAAUCAUUACCUCUCAGCUCUUUCCAGCCAGCCUUGGAAUGUGUACUGUUCGGUUCUGGUUCUACAUGGUGGAUCCCCAGAUUAUGGGGAUUUUAAAGGUGUAUAUUAUUGAGGAAUCAGGACUAAACAUCUUGAUGUGGUCCAUAAUGCAAAACAAAAACACUGGAUGGACCUAUGCAUAUGUACCUCUCUCUAGUAAUAGUCCGUUCAAGGUGGUGUUUGAAGCUGACUUAGCUGGAAAGGAAGACAUCUUUAUUGCUCUUGAUGAUAUCACUUUUACCCCUGAAUGUGCUUCUGGAGGUCCGGCCUUACCACAGCCAUCAUUGUGUGAAGAAGACCAGUUUGCUUGUUUCUACAGCACCCAGUGUGUCCCUGCCUCAGAGAAGUGUGAUGGACGGGAAGACUGUAUAGAUGGAUCUGAUGAAAUAGGUUGCUCUUCCAGCCCCUCUCCUCAACUCUGCGGUAAUACCGAAUUCCAGUGCUCGGAAAGCCAGUGUAUCCCGUCUCUCCUGCUUUGCGAUGGAGUGGCUGACUGCCACUUUAAUGAAGACGAAUCCAGCUGCGCCAAUCAGAGCUGCCCCAAUGGAGCUUUGAUGUGCAACUCAUCAGGCAUCUGUGUCCCAGCUCACCAGCGCUGUGAUGGUAUAGCUCACUGUGAUCACUUCCAACUCGAUGAGUCCAGCUGCUCAGAGUGUCCAGUGUAUUAUUGCAGAAAUGGUGGCACUUGUGUGGUAGAGAAUAUUGGUCCCGUGUGUAGGUGUAGACAAGGAUGGACUGGAAAUCGAUGCCACAUCAGGUCUAAACCUUCUAGUGCGGGAUUAAUUUACACACAGAAUUACAUAUGGACUCUGCUGGGUAUCGGAUUCGGGUUCCUUGUGACCCAUAUUGCAGUGGCCAUCUUGUGUUACCUUGCGAACAGAAGAAGAAUGACGAGGAAAUCUGAGGGGGGUGGCAACUGUGCCUUUGUCAAUCCAGUUUAUGGGAAUUGCAUGAACCCACAGAAAACAGAGAGUUCCAUCUAUUCUUUCUCAAAUCCAUUUUAUGGUGCAAAAUCAGAAAGCCUGGAAACAAUAUCUCAUCAUCUCAAAUCAUAA
Microtus ochrogaster (prairie vole) is the source of this 6351-nucleotide messenger RNA. It is a transcript of the gene Malrd1, whose product is annotated as MAM and LDL receptor class A domain containing 1. The record is from RefSeq and is a predicted model, not a curated record. Lineage: Eukaryota; Metazoa; Chordata; Mammalia; Rodentia; Cricetidae. Gene Ontology annotation, cellular component: membrane. Gene Ontology annotation, molecular function: protein binding.